This is a messenger RNA of Daktulosphaira vitifoliae (grape phylloxera), 1201 nucleotides long. RefSeq lists its product as uncharacterized. The transcript is spliced from 5 exons. Bases 249 to 1028 code for a protein of 259 amino acids. NCBI's taxonomy places the organism in Eukaryota, Metazoa, Arthropoda, Insecta, Hemiptera, Phylloxeridae. The record is from RefSeq and is a predicted model, not a curated record.
UUUUUUUUUUUAAAUGCGUGAUACAAACAUUUCGUUUCUGCAGUUAAAUAUUUGCAUGUUAAAUUAUGCGUUUAAUGAUAACCGGUGUAUAAACGGUUGACUUAGACAACGACGACUAAUUUUUUUUCAAUGUGCGAUAGAAGAAAUGUUAUUGACCUUGAUGAAACGAGAAAAACGGAGAGUGGAUAAAGUGAUAUCCGACUUUAAACGCGGAAUAAAAUAUUUACUAAACGAUUGCGAUUUGUUCUAUGUUAACCAAUAUGUUAAAAUUAGACUCUGAAGUGCCAUGUAAGACUCAAUUAUCGUUUUUAUUUCUAAAAUUAUUUUUAACUUUAUUUUUAGUACCUUGGGUUAUAGUAAUAAUAACUUGUAUAUGUGUAAUUGUGACUUGGUCUAUAGCAGCGACAGGUGCGUUUAUAAGGUCAACAAAAACGGUCAAAAGUGCUCUUAUUAUGUGGACUGUUUUUAUCAUAUUAUGGAUUUUUUUGUUUAUUUGGUCGUGUUUCCCGUCAGGCUUAAAAAACGCCUGUAUAGAAAAUCAUUGUCCAGAAGCCAUGUGGCUAGUGGAAAAUCCUUGGCAAAAGAUUUUGUUGUAUCAUGAUUAUUCACCUGAAUCAAAUGAUGCCGUUGCUAUUUCGUCAACAAAACUUUCAAUUCCAAGUUCCAAUGUUGAGACAUCAGCUUUUAAUGUAUUAAGUGACCGAAAGAGUGAUGAUGUUAAUCCGAACAAGGACAAAGAAUUAAAAAGCCUUGAAUCCUACAAUAACGAUAUUGAUAUUAAUAAUUGUACUUGUUGUCACGAAAAAACAGACAUGAAGUAUCGAAUUCAAACGAAAAAAAUAAAACACCGAAGUCAACAAAGUGCUACCAUAAUUGUAGUGAUUAUGUUUGUAUUAUUUUUUUCAUAUUUUUUAUAUGGCUGGAUAAUACUUUACAGUUAUAAAAUAUAUCUAAAAACAAAAAAAAAAGUUUCAAUAUCGACUUUACAUGAUGUGCCAGAGGAUAAUAAUUUUGUCGGAAGCUGUUAGAACUUUAUUUUUUAUUUCAUCAUAUUUAUUGUGACUAUACUUGUACUUUAGUGUGGACUGGUUUAGAUUGAUAAUUUUUUUGUUAUUUUACGUUAGUUUCAUUGUAUUUAUAACAAAUAUAUAUUAUAUAAAAUUAUAUUUAAUUAUAUAAAAGCAAAUUUAAAAAAUGUUAA